AUGGAUGAAAGACAUAGUGACAGUUACAUAGGCAGUGCUAAUCAAGCCUUUGAAUCCCAGGGCCAUGAAUUGAGUGAAACUUCAAUCCAUCACAUCCUACUUCCAGGAAAAACCCAGGAGAUACAGAAGUUGAUAAAGCUGAGUCAUGUUGCCAAGGAUCGCACCCACUCUCCGUACAGCCAGUUCAGAGUAGGUGCAGCACUGCUGUGUAGUGACGGGACUGUCUUUACUGGAUGCAAUGUUGAAAAUGCGUCAUACGGUCUGACAAUCUGUGCUGAGAGAACAGCAGUGGUGAAGGCAGUGUCCGAGGGACACAGAGACUACACUGCCAUUGCCAUAUCCAGUGACCUAAAGAACAACUUCAUAGUCCCGUGUGGAGCCUGUAGACAGGUUUUAGCUGAGUUUGGGACCCACAUUGAAGUAUACAUGACCCGCCCAGACCUGACCUACCACAAGAUGACCGUUGGAGAGUUACUGCCCCUGUGCUUCACCCCAGACCAACUGACCAGAGAGAAGAUAGCCGUGGUCAGUGGCCAGAAUCCAGAGGGCAGCACUGUCAGUGAGAUCCCCAAGCUGAUCAAAAGUAAUGGCUUAGAGGCGGAGGAACUUCUGAGUGGAGAACAAUGAUGAGAAUUGUCAUUGGGGGUAGUAAUAUUAUAGUAUAUCGUAGUAUGUAGGAGUUAAAAGGGUUUGCUUAUUUUUAUAGAAAGCUUUUUAAAAAUAGUCACAAAGUAUUUUAUUCAUUAAAAUGAAUAAUCAGAGAUGCAAUAAUAUGAAGUGGCAUCUAGUCAUUACAGUUAAUCAGGUUAAUGAGGAAGCUACAUGUACAUGGUCACUAUUUAUAAAGAACUGGUCGACCUUAAAGUGCUGAUUUUAGAGAGUAGGUAUUUGGCUGUCCCCCUCCCCCAACUGCCCUGGCCGAAAUCCCCAUAUACCUGUAUUUUCUCUGUUUUUUAGCCAAUUAUGUAUUGUUACAACUUAGCUUAUCAGUAGUUUGCCACCAGAACAAUGAGGCAGGGGCUUUGCAGAGACUGAAAACCAAGGAAUGUUAAACAUGUUGAAGGUUUCAUGUGAAAAAUUGAUAUUGUUAUGACUAAAAUGCACUGUAUGCAGUCUCGACAGGGGCCAAAAAAAAAAAAAAAAAAUUAGAUAAGACUAUUUUGAGAGCAACAUUGGUCAGAGAUCUUGAUAGGUGUUUAAACAGCAUUUUUGAGUUAUAAAAAAACAUUUAAAGAGAUAACUUCACAGAGCAUUGAAAUAUGCUUGUACUUCAAUCUGUAUGAUUACUGUAAUUGGUGUUUAGAAACAAUGACAGAAAAAUCUAAAAACUAUAAGAUGUUGUUCAGUAUUAUCAGUGCCAUUCCCACUUUACACUGUUUACAAUAAAUAUGUAUCUCGCUUUAUCACUAUUUUAUUUCAAGUGUCACGUUGGAUGAGAAAGAAAGAAAAAAAGGCCAUUUUCACUGCCCUAAGGUGUUAUCAAUUUGUGAACCAUUGUUUUGAUACUGAUUGAUUUGCUUUUAGCAUUCAGUGUGUUGAAUGACUUACAUUUUGAGGUAACGGUUUUACUGACAUUACAGUCCGUUUAGGUCAGAAAAAAAGCAUUGACUGUACACAUUUUUGUAGUUAUUUAAUUAAUGUAGACGAGUGAAACAAGUGUGUUUGUACAAAAUAAAUGUUAUAUUAUGUACACAA
Messenger RNA from Lingula anatina, 1695 nucleotides. Its product is annotated as cytidine deaminase-like. Gene Ontology annotation, cellular component: cytosol. Gene Ontology annotation, molecular function: zinc ion binding; cytidine deaminase activity. The record is from RefSeq and is a predicted model, not a curated record. NCBI's taxonomy places the organism in Eukaryota, Metazoa, Brachiopoda, Lingulata, Lingulida, Lingulidae.